This is a messenger RNA of Suillus paluster, 3276 nucleotides long. RefSeq lists its product as uncharacterized. The record is from RefSeq and is a predicted model, not a curated record. Bases 208 to 2907 code for a protein of 899 amino acids. Gene Ontology annotation, cellular component: mitochondrion. Gene Ontology annotation, molecular function: 3'-tRNA processing endoribonuclease activity. Lineage: Eukaryota; Fungi; Basidiomycota; Agaricomycetes; Boletales; Suillaceae. The transcript has 13 exons. Gene Ontology annotation, biological process: mitochondrial tRNA 3'-end processing.
CUGGCUCAAACCUAGCUAUAGGGGAGACUAACGAGUCACGAAAGCCGUGCUGUUAUAUAAAAACUAGUCCAACGUCUUCUAGAGGUCUUACUCAGGCUGGCGAUCUGGACAUGUCGCCGUAACUUGUACAUAUUACUAUCCCGCAUCACUCGUUCUCUUCACUAUUCUUCUUCAGCACCAUUCCUUGUACGAUCAUCAUCAGUGCCCAUGUCUUGGAACGCGUCAGUCCUCAGCACCGUAUCCUCUGAUACAGAGCCUACUGUUGUCAUCACCUUUGACUCUGCCAAGUACAUCUUUAAUGUCGGUGAGAACUCUACCCGCGCGUUUCUCCAGAGCAGGAGGAACUGGAAGAAGACCAGAGGCGUGUUCUUGACUUCUGUAGGCACCCAGCGAGCAAGUGGCCUUCCUGGUUUAUUGAUGACUUUUGCGGACUCGGGGCUUACCAGUCUCAAUGUCGCCGGGCCGGCUGGACUGUUGCACUUCAUGGCAGCUAUGCGCAAAUACACAUUUAGGGAAAAUCUCUCUGUGAACCCGAUCGAAAUACCUACUGCCCAUCUCCUGGAUGAAUCGCCUGACGAUAUACCCAUCUACAAGGACGAUUAUAUUUCUGUGUUCGCAUUACCAGUUUAUGCUGAUGCCCAGUCACCGGAAGUGGCCUCGGGAUCGGUCACAUCGUCGCAUCGUGACACCAAUGUCGUCAAUAAGAAAUCGGGAAAGAGGAAGCGUUCGCCUUCCCCUACUGGACCGUCGCUACAGGAAGUUAUAUCUCACUCUGACUUCGACCCUACCAUGCUCGUCGGUGACACGGCACAGGAAUGGCUUCGACACAUCGUACGCACAAUGUUCCCCGGGUCUGCCGUCAAACCCGCUGUUUUGCCCACGACGGACGGGCGUGUCACCCAACCACAAGGAUUCAACCGUCCCUUACCUUCGCUUUCCGCGUGCAAUCCACGUGCAGCGCUCGCAUAUGCGGUGGUUGGUCCGCGAGUUCGGGGAAAGUUUGAUGUCAAGCGCGCGGAUGCGCUCGGUCUGAAAGCUGGACCAUUGCGUGCACGGGUUGCAAGGGGAGAGACGGUAACUGUUAUGGGCAGUGAUGGGGUGGAGAGAAGUGUUGGACCUGGUGAUGUUGUAGGUGCCAGUGAGGAUCCUGGGGUCGUAUUAAUCCUGGACACGCCCAGCACUGCACAUAUACCUUCUCUAGUCAGGGGCUUUGAGAGUGGUUCAUUCUCGAAAUAUUGGGGCAAGGGUCAGGAGAAGAAAGACCAUGCACUGAGGGUUGUUUUUCAUCUCUGUGGCGAUGAUGUAGUUGAGCAUGAGCAGUAUAAGGCGUUUAUGAAAGGUUUCAAGGACGAUGUACAUCAUAUCGUUGCAUCUAGAGACCAUGUGCCAGAUCCGAUCACAUUUACCAGCGCAGCGUUCAACCAGCUGAGGCUCAACCACUUGGAUAGCGACAUUUUCCCCGUGCCCAAGUAUUCUCUAGAGGCUCGGAAAGCUCUUGAUACCACGGAUCACCCAUCCAACACCGACUGCAUGCGUGCGCAUACCAUCAUCGACAUUCGUCCACCACGGCCACCACUGCGAGACGCUGAAGCUGAGGCGAAUGACCUCUUUCACCCGGCUGUAUUGUCCGGCGAGCCCCCAACUCUCUCUGAUGCUGCGCGAACGCAAUUUUCCGAAGCACAAGCGCGUGUCAACGAGGCUACAGUGCCUGACGUCAUUGGUAAGGACGUCACGGUGGUUACCCUUGGAACAGGCAGUGCCGUACCUAGCAAGUACCGAAAUGUUUCUGGUACGCUCCUACAUAUCCCGGGAGCAGGGUAUAUUCUCCUGGAUGCAGGAGAGGGCACGUGGGGGCAACUCGCAAGGAACUAUGGUGCUGGUGUGUGGGAUGUUUUGAGGGGCCUGAAGUGUAUCUUCAUAAGCCACAUCCACGGGGACCACCACAUUGGUCUUGCAAAGAUCUUGGCUAUGAGACAGAAGCUUGACCCGCCCCCAGAAGAACCACUUUACCUCAUUAGCAAUCGCAUGGUAUUCCUCUAUCUUCGAGAUUACAACGCGCUCGAGGAGCUCGGGUUCUCGAAGGAUGCACGGGCCUGUGUGAUACCUAUCCUGAGUGAUGAGAUUCAUUGGCGAAACAAGGGACGGGGUGGGUGGAAUCACGGUGACGAAGAUCAAAAGGGAUCGAGGCUUGCAGCAGGAGAGUUGUGCAAGGCGCUGGGAUUGCAGAAAAUUCAUACCGUUGAUGUAGAGCAUCGGGCGAGGUGUCACGGGCUGAUUGUCAAGCAUGUGGAUGGGUGGUCUGUCGUGUUCUCAGGUGAUACAGUCCCAACUCAGAAGCUCGUGCAAGCAGGGACUGGAGCCACUCUACUCAUUCAUGAAGCGACCAUGGCCAACGAUCAAGUUGAAAUGGCCCGUGCCAAGAUGCACAGCACCUUUGGGCAGGCAAUCGACAUAGGCAAGCGCAUGAACGCAGAAAUCAUCCUCCUUACACAUUUCUCAGCCCGCUACCCCAAAAUGCCACCUUCUGUAUCUGAGCGUCAAGCUGGCGACCCUGUUGUCGCAUUCGCAUUCGACCAUGCUAACAUCAAGAUAGGCGACAUGUGGAAGAUGGGCGCAUAUGCACGUGCGAUUGAGCAGAGUUUCAUUGACAUUGCCGAUAUUGAAGGAGAGGAGUCAGAAGCGAUUGACUCAGCACAAGGACGACGUUUUACGCAGAAAACAAAGCCCUCUUCACUGCCGUGGAAUUGUGCCAGAGGUUUGUGCCAGAUAUUAAGCAGAUGCUGGACCAUCUGGCCUCCACUACUGGAAUUCGAAAAACAUAGCAAGAAGUGCGUGGGAGUGCGAGAAUGCAAGUUGGUCGGAAUCAGUAUCCUUUGUCUCGUCAUUUUCAUUGGCUUUCAUAAUUGAUUUGUGUAGGGCUGUGCUAGGCUGCGCUCUGAUGUACUUAUCAUGAUUCUAAGCAGCCACUUAUCUCAGACGGGUGAGCGGCGUUCUGAGCGGAAACCGUUGGAUCAAUAGGUCCACGUCCUCGAGCUCGUUCCGGAUAUCCUCUUUCGAAUGCAAGUCGCCAUCCUAAAUUUGCAAUUCCUUGUUCAGUCGAUAUCCGUUGUCCUCGUUGCAAUGGGUGUCCUCGUUCCCACCCCCGUGACGUACCUAUAUGCCAGUCUUCCAAUUCAGGCCUGUGCCACUCUUCGUAUUAUAGAAAGUUCUGAUUCAAUCUGUAUCGCAAGUGGCCGCAGCUGUGCCACAGGAGUGGUUCCUGCUGAUAGUCCCCAG